Molecule: messenger RNA, 2474 nt
Organism: Branchiostoma belcheri (Belcher's lancelet)
Lineage: Eukaryota; Metazoa; Chordata; Leptocardii; Amphioxiformes; Branchiostomatidae
Product: probable peptidyl-tRNA hydrolase 2
Exons: 6
Coding region: 124-729 (201 amino acids)
Cellular component (GO): mitochondrion; cytosol
Molecular function (GO): peptidyl-tRNA hydrolase activity; protein binding
Source: RefSeq, a predicted model, not a curated record
UUGGAAACAAGAUGGCGUCUUGUGUUGGCACCAGUUGAUGUGGGCUUUAGCUAACAAACUCGAAGAAAAUAAACAUUUCUGUGGCAAGAAAUAGGUCAACAAUCCUUCCACAGACAUCCCAGCAUGAGUAGUGAGAACCCAAACCCUCCCCCAUCGGAGGCUAGUGGGGAGCAGCAGGAGUGGACCCCCAACCCUGAGGUCAUGAAACAGCUGACAGCCAUGGGGAUAGAUCAGAAGGAUGCAGAAAAUGCACUGUUCUACACGGGCAACUCAUCAGCAGAAAUCGCACUGGCCUGGUUAUUUGACCCUGGACAGAGCUUAGAAGGAGAAGAACCACCUCCAUAUGAGGCUACAGGUACUCACACCAACCACUACAAGAUGGUGUUUGUUGUCAACACUGACCUGCAGAUGGGGGUGGGGAAGAUUGCUGCCCAGGUGGCCCAUGCCUGUCUGGAACUGUACCGCACUGUACAACGGAGCAGGCACACUGCCAUGCUGCUGCAGUAUGGAAGCACUCCAGGGGAGGGUGAGAUGAAGAUAGUUCUGAAGGGUGACAAUGUUGCACAGUUGGAAGAGUUGGCAUCAAAGGCUACAGCUCUAAACCUCCCCAAUUGUAUUAUUCAAGAUGCAGGAAGAACACAGAUACCUGCAGGAUCCAAGACAGUGCUUGGCAUCAUGGGUAAAGUGGAAACAGUAGAUCAGGUGACAGGACAGCUGGAGUUGCUGUGACCUUGACCUUGCUGGAGCUGUCCUUGGACUUGGGCCGAUUUCUUAUAAAUAUUUGCAUUAUAUAUAUUUUGCUUUUUAUGCUAUCAAGCACACUGAAAUAUGGAAGUGAACUAUUACUUUGUAUCAAGACUGCUGAAAAAGAAUUAAGUAAUACAUUUGGCCAGCUCUAUAAUCAUUACAAUCAUUAUGGCAGGAUAGAAGAAAUAUUAUUAAGUGUUCAAGUGAAACUAACAAAUAUGAUGUAAUUAACACAUAGACAGCAGCAGCAAGAAAAGGUGAUGUUCUCAAUACUAGGGUGAAAGAAACAACUACUUUAAAAAAAGCAAAGAAACCUGGAUGAGCAGUAACUCAACUUUGUAGGAGCUUUUUUUCUUGGGGGGAGACACUUUCAACUUGAUAUGUAACAAAUCAUAGAAAAAUUGUAAAAAAAUUGAUAUUGUUUGAGAUUAUUGCCGAAGGCAGUAUAUUUUAUUAUAGAUUAGUUUUUAGAUUCGCUCAAGAAAAUAUUAGCAUAUAGAUAUUGGUUAAAUAUUAUUUAGCUACAAUAAUUUUGGUUAUUCAUGGUUCAUUUUCAGUUUACUAAGUAUUGUUUGUAAAUUUAAAAGAUAGGUACAGAAUUGUACAAAUUUAUUAUUGAAGGCUUUCUUAAAUCAUUCUAGUUCAAGCAUAUAAUGCUGUGUAGACCUCAUCAUAUUGUACAUGUAAUAUUUAUGACAGUAAGAAUUAUUCCUUACCCUAUUGUAGAUCUCAAGAGCAGGUUUAUUAGUAGUAUCCAGUCUUUGAUUAUACUGCUGCGAGGUCCCUGGCACAGGGGUGGGCAGCUGUCAGCCAGUCUUCACGCCAUGUUUCCAUGUGUCUCUGUCCAGCAGGUCCACACUGGCAAGGCCACACUCUCUAAUGUGCCCUGUCUCCAUUCUAUUGACAAACAUAUUGUUGCAAAUACAAAUUGACUGCAAAAUAUGAGUUAGAUGAAGUACUACUGCUCCACAUGUAUUUUGAUCAUGUUUUGAUCAUCACUGGAGUCUACUUUAAAGUAUUGGGCUCUUUUUGUUUUAAUAGAUUUUAUUUGAUGAUUCUUCUAAAGAUCGGUAUUGCAACACCUAACACUACAAGAACUUUAUAUUUUGAUUCAUCCAUUUUAUAAACUAGAUUUUGUUGCAAAGCAACCACUGACUUGGUUACUUUGGAAUGUUGUGAGGACCUUUUAACACUUUAAACCAUGUCCUGCUGGACCUUUUUUACGUAAUCUAUCUUAUUAAUUUCGUAAAUUUUCUUCUGCCCUGCUGUUGCAUAGUUACUCCACAUUUGGUGCGUUUUGCUGCUGUGCGAUGCAUUCAUGUGAGAAAUAUUCCCAAACAUACAGGACCUGAAUACAGGUACAUGUAUAUGUGCAAAUGCAACCCAUAUAUAUAUGGGUCCAGCAGGACAAGGAGUAAGACACAACCUAACAAAGGUGCAAUGACUAAAACCUCACACCUUUGCUUAUAGCUUACUUGGUGUGGUACAUGGUUAUUAUCUUGGUGUUUGGCGAUGAUCUUGUCAGCAUUUCAUCUAUUAUUUAAAGAAAUGUCUUCUAGGAUGGGAUCAAGCAUAGCUUAUUGACAUAUAACUUAUUUUUCCAAUAGUAGUCACGAUGGGAAGUGAUGUAAAUCACCAACACUGACUAAAAACUUCGAAAUAGCUUAUACUGUAAGUAUAUAAGCAACUUUGUUCAUGUAUGGUUUAUUAAAGCUAAAAGGAGCUGU